UGCAAUGGCAACACUUUUUGUAAUAUUUAUUGUUGGCAGCUUGUUCAGUUGGCGGUGAGAGUUCAUAGUAUAUUGCAUAUUUUGCAUGCAGCGGGUCUCGAAUUAAAAAUAUCUGUUGCUGUUGACAGUAAAUUGAUUAUUUAAUAAAUAAGUAAAUCUAUUUUUCUACAAUAAAAAUCUAUUGCUGAACAUUUUUGUUCAUAAAGAUGUCACAUCAUUAUGUAGUUACGGCUCAGAAUCCUACGGCUGUGAUUGCUUGUGUAUGCGGAAACUUCACGUCUCCGACAGACUUAAAUUUGGUCAUUGCAAGAAAUAGCCAAUUAGAAAUCGAUUUAGUUACGCCGGAAGGGCUGCGUCCACUGAAGGAAGUUAAUAUCAAUGGACAGAUUGCUGUUAUGCGACAUUUUAGACCCCCUGAAGGCAAAAAAGAUUUAGUUUUUAUAUUAACUCAACGGUAUAAUGUAAUGAUAUUGGAAUUCAUUGAAGAAGACGGUGUCAUAAAAGUUCAUACUAAAGCAGAUGGAACUGUUUCUGAUCCAGUCGGUAUAAGUGCUGAAGGUGGUGUUAUUGCAGUUAUUGAUCCAAAGGCUCGGGUAGUUGGUAUGUGUUUAUACAAAGGAUUAUUUACUAUUGUUCCACUGGAUCACAGUUCUAGUGAGUUAAAAGCAACGAAUUUACGAAUGGACGAGUUAACUGUAUAUGAUGUGGAGUUCUUAUAUGGUUGUGUUAAUCCCACAAUCAUUGUUAUACAUAAAGACAACGAUGGAAGACAUGUUAAAACACAUGAAAUAAAUCUUCGCGAAAAAGAAUUUACAAAAAUUGCUUGGAAACAGGAUAAUGUUGAAACGGAAUCCACACUAAUCAUUCCAGUUCCAACUCCACUUGGUGGUGCCAUUGUAAUUGGACGUGAAUCUAUAGUUUAUCAUGAUGGUAGCAGUUAUCACGCUAUAGCUCCCUCAACAUUUAAGCAAAGUGUUAUUAAUUGUUAUGCUCGCUUAGAUAAUAGAGGUCACCGCUUUCUAUUAGGAAACAUGUAUGGGCAAUUAUUUAUGCUGUUUUUGGAACAAGGUGAUAAUGGCAAUGGAGUAACGGUUGUAAAGGAAAUUAAAGUGGAGCUUUUAGUAGGUGAAAUUUCAAUACCGGAAUGUUUGACUUAUUUGGACAAUGGAUUUUUAUUUGUUGGAUCCAGACAUGGAGACUCGCAAUUAGUACAAUUAGCAUCCCAUGCAAAUGAAAGUGGCACUUAUGUUGUUCCUGUGGAGAAUAUAACAAAUCUUGCCCCAAUUCUUGAUUUAGGUGUUGUUGAUUUAGAUCGACAAGGCCAAGGUCAGAUUAUUACAUGUUCUGGCACUUUUAAAGAUGGUUCGCUUAGAAUAAUAAGAAUCGGAAUUGGGAUACAGGAGCAUGCAUCUAUUGAUUUACCAGGUAUUAAAGGCAUGUGGUCUCUUAAAGUGGGUAUCGAUGAUAGUGAAUAUGAGAACACACUAGUUUUGGCAUUCGUUGGACAUACACGUAUAUUAACCUUAACUGGUGAAGAAGUGGAAGAAACAGAUAUUCCUGGAUUUCUCAGUGAUCAACAGACCUUUCAAUGCGCUAACGUAGAUUUUGAACAGAUAAUACAAGUCACACCACAAACAAUUCGUUUGAUUAAAAGUACGACAAAAAGUUUAGUUGAUGAGUGGACAUUAUCUAAUAAUAGGCGAAUCGGUGUAACUGCUUGUAAUUCAUCUCAGAUUGUGAUUGCAUCAGCCCGCGAGAUCUAUUAUAUUGAAAUUACCGAUGGAGGUUUAGUCGAAAUAUGUCAUAAAUCGUUGGAUUAUGAAGUGGCUUGCCUUGACAUAACGCCAGUUGAAGAUGACAAAAAUAAAUCUAGUUUAGUUGCUGUUGGUUUGUGGACAGAUAUAUCUGCAGUUAUUUUAUCCCUACCAAAACUUGAUACGAUGUACACUGAAAAACUAGGAGGAGAAAUAAUUCCGCGUUCUAUAUUGAUGACAAAAUUUGAGAAUGUUAAUUACCUACUCUGUGCGCUUGGUGAUGGGUCUAUGUUUUACUUUAUUUUGGAUAAGAUAACAGGACAUUUAACCGAAAAGAAAAAAGUCACUCUUGGCACACAACCUACAUCAUUACGUACUUUUAAAUCGCUUGCUACUACCAAUGUUUUUGCUUGUUCUGAUCGUCCAACUGUUAUUUAUUCGUCUAAUCAUAAACUUGUGUUUUCGAAUGUAAAUCUUAAGGAAGUAAAUCAUAUGUGCUCACUUAAUGCGCAGGCAUAUCCUGAUAGCUUAGCUUUGGCUACUAAAAGCUCUAUAAUACUUGGUACAAUGGAUGAAAUACAAAAAUUGCAUAUACGUACAGUUCCGUUAGGUGAAGGACCUCGACGCAUAGCUUAUCAGGAAUCAUCACAAACUUUUGGUGUAGCCACUGUACGCAUUGAUAUGCAAGGACGUAAUGGUCCUAAAGCAGUUCGACCGAGUGCCUCAACACAUGCUCAGAAUAUAACUUAUGCUUCCAGUAUUGUACCAAAGCCUGGUGGUUCUAGUGCAUCGGGAGGUAGUACUGAUCUAAAUGACGAAGUUGAAAUAUAUAAUUUCCUCAUUAUUGAUCAGAAUACAUUUGAAGUAUUACAUGCACAUCAAUUUAUGCCUACUGAAACUAUUGUUACUCUAAUGUCUGGUCAACUAGGAGAUGAUCCUAAUACGUAUUAUGUUGUUUCCACUGCACUUGUAAAUCCUGAUGAUGCAGAACCAAAAGUCGGUCGUAUUAUAAUAUUUCAUUAUAAUGAAGGGAAACUAAAUCAAGUAGCAGAAACUAAAAUUGAUGGAUCGUGUCACGCUUUAGUCGAAUUUAAUGGAAAAGUAUUGGCUGGCAUAAACAGUUUCGUGAGAUUAUACGAGUGGACAAAUGAAAAGGAAUUACGUAUGGAGUGUAACAUACAAAAUAAUAUAUCAGUUUUAUAUUUGAAAGCUAAAGGCGAUUUUAUAUUGGUUGGAGACUUAAUGCGAUCUCUAACAUUAUUGCAACAUAAGCAAAUGGAGGGAAUAUUCGUUGAGAUUGCUAGAGAUUGCGAUCCUAAAUGGAUGAGAGCAGUAGAAAUAUUAGAUGAUGAUACUUUUCUAGGUUCUGAGACUCACGGCAAUUUAUUUGUGUGCCAAAAAGACAGUGCAGCUACAACAGACGAAGAACGGCAGUUGUUGCCUGAGGUAGCACGUUUUCAUUUGGGAGAUAUUGUAAAUGUUUUUCGUCAUGGAUCUUUAGUUAUGCAAAAUGUUGGCGAACGUACGACACCUACUACCGGUUGCGUACUUUAUGGCACUGUAAAUGGUGCUAUCGGUAUAGUAACACAAAUACCAGUCGACUUUUAUGAUUUUUUGCAUAGUUUGGAAGAGAGAUUAUGUUCUGUUAUCAAAUCUUUGGGUAGCAUUGAACACUCAUUUUUCAGAAGUUUUCAUACACAACUCAAAACUGAACCUAGUGAGGGCUUUAUUGAUGGAGUUUUAAUUGAGAGCUUUCUGGACUUGACUAGAGAACAAAUGAAAACCGCUGUAACUGGCUUGGAACUAACUGUUAAUGGCGAGAGAAAGCUUGCAGAAGUUGAAGAUGUCAUCAAAAUAGUUGAAGAUCUUACAAGAAUGCACUAAGAAAUAUAAUUUUAUAUAUUAUUAUUGCUAGUUUUUCAAAAUUAUUUAAAAUAAUUCAAUAUUACUGAUUUUAAUUACAUCCUUUAAACUUUGAUCAAAAAAUCGACUACACAAUUGCGUUAUUUUGUUUUAUACUUAA
Molecule: messenger RNA, 3777 nt
Organism: Teleopsis dalmanni
Lineage: Eukaryota; Metazoa; Arthropoda; Insecta; Diptera; Diopsidae
Gene: pic
Product: DNA damage-binding protein 1
Exons: 13
Coding region: 207-3638 (1143 amino acids)
Biological process (GO): proteasome-mediated ubiquitin-dependent protein catabolic process; DNA repair
Cellular component (GO): site of double-strand break; nucleus
Molecular function (GO): nucleic acid binding; protein binding
Source: RefSeq, a predicted model, not a curated record